AUGAGCACCAUUGAAGCUCUGUACAUCUUUGAUGAACACAACACACCUCUCCUCGAACACACAUACAUCGGCCGCCCACCCGCCAGCAGCACACUGCUCCCGCUCUACCUCUCACAUCCCGACCCUCGCCCGUCGCUGAUAUACCUGCCGAACACAAACCCGCCCACGCUCCUCUACUCGAUAAUACAGGACCAGCUGCUCUUCCUGUGCCCCUGCUCCUCUGACACGGAACCGCUACAGGUCCUCGAGUUCCUGCACCGCGUCGCAGAUGUGCUGGAAGACUUCCUCGGCUCGCCGCUGCUGGCGAGCAAGAUCGAGGCCAACUACGACGUCGUGGCACAGCUGCUGAAUGAGAUGGUUGAUGGCGGCAUCAUUGCGUCCACGGAACCGAAUGCGCUGCGCGAUGUCGUCGAUGCGCCCAACUUCAUGAAGAGCUUGCUGGGAGGUUUCUUUGGCGCCUUCUGCGACGCCAUUCUCGCUGUCUUCGAGACCGAGUCCACGGCUGGGGCCGACGAAUACUGCUGCACAUAG
Molecule: messenger RNA, 531 nt
Organism: Parastagonospora nodorum SN15
Lineage: Eukaryota; Fungi; Ascomycota; Dothideomycetes; Pleosporales; Phaeosphaeriaceae
Exons: 3
Coding region: 1-531 (176 amino acids)
Biological process (GO): endocytosis
Cellular component (GO): cytoplasmic vesicle
Source: RefSeq, a predicted model, not a curated record